Molecule: messenger RNA, 2503 nt
Organism: Mizuhopecten yessoensis (Yesso scallop)
Lineage: Eukaryota; Metazoa; Mollusca; Bivalvia; Pectinida; Pectinidae
Product: putative beta-hexosaminidase
Exons: 5
Coding region: 80-2503 (807 amino acids)
Biological process (GO): glycosaminoglycan metabolic process; ganglioside catabolic process; carbohydrate metabolic process
Cellular component (GO): membrane
Molecular function (GO): polysaccharide binding; beta-N-acetylhexosaminidase activity
Source: RefSeq, a predicted model, not a curated record
AGGCGGGCGGGCCAAUUAGGCAGUACAUAUAAAUACGACGGGAUAUGUGUAGUGGAUCAUUCCACACCUCCGUAUCAUCAUGGAGCUCCAAUCCAGUGGACCGCUCUUACUCCUGAUCCUUGUCAUGCUAGUCUGCUUUACAUCAGCAAAUGUGGCAGAUAUCGCCCGGAACCUUACGGCUCACUACGAACUGAUAAACCACAACCCUGGCGGUACCUAUUAUGCUUCAAUUAUUCUCAGCAACCGCGGUAAUACAAUCAUAACCUCUGAUGGGGAAUGGAGCCUUUAUUUUUGCCACGAAAAUCUCAUAGAAUUUGAACGAUUUAACACCAGCACCGGACAAUACAUCAACCCCACCAGCCGAGGUGGCUUUUUGUUGUCACACAUUGGAGGAUGCAUGUACAAGUUUACUCCAGAUCCUCUUAGAUUUAAAAAUAUAAUGCCUAACACCAUGAGACGUAUAACGUUUUUGGCUGCAGCGUCUAUCAGUGGUAUUUUCGAUGUUUAUCCGAAUUUCUACAUAGCAAAUAGCAUGCAAUCCUCGGCCUUGAUACAAAAUACAAAGAUUUAUCGUUAUUUCGUUUCUCCAUUUACAAACAUCUUUCAAUAUACGAGAGACCCGCCAAGAGAUCCAAUUUUGCCCGUAUCGCCUACUAGAAGUUACAUGGUACUAGCAAAUCAAACCGUCCACGAACUUGAAGCAGGCGACAUCCUACCCACGCCUUUAUUGAAAACCGCUCACCAUGGCAAAGUUUUGAUUGACAAAAGCUGGAGGUUCUAUUCACCAGUAGUUGGGCCGGAAGUAGACAGCCUGAUGCCUUAUUUCACAGCAAAACUGGAUAUACCCCGAACGAAGGACAUCAGAACGGAAAACGUUAUCUUGUUCGAAUUCAAUUCUGCCCCAUCUUUCGUGGAAAAUAGCGAUGAAUGGUACAACCUUACUACCAGUGUUACCAAUAAAUACGUCAAAAUCGUAGGUAAAACAACGCACGGAUGGCUGAACGGUUUCCAAACCCUUUUAAACAUCCUGGAAGAGAAAGUACAGCAAGACGGAACACAAUAUUUCGAGGCGCCUUAUCUGCAUAUAGUUGACGCGCCUCGAUUCAAACACCGGUCACUUCUUCUAGACGUGGCUUCGCAAUUUGUGCCAUUGCCGAAUAUAAUGAAGCUACUCCAUAUGAUGGCCCUGGUAAAACUCAACAAACUUCAACUAUUAUUAGCCAAUGACUACGGUAUCCGCCUUGAGAUUGACACCUUGCCAGGUUUUCACAAAGUGGGUUCGAAAAGGUGCCACGACGAAUCUGAACAGUCGUGUCUGUUUUCACAGUUAGGAUCUGAUCCAUCAGGCACUGGAACAGGGUCAGGAUAUUACACAGCCAAGGAGUAUCAGCAACUCCUUUCUUUGGCGAAACAACUACACAUUGAAAUAAUCCCUAUGUGGAGUUUUGACAGUAAUAUGCGGGCAUCAGAAAUAGCCAUACGGGCCUAUAGUAAAGCAAGCAGAAAUCAAACAAUGAACUGGAGUCUACCAGAGUUAGAUAAGACAUCUCUUCUCAAACCAAACCUUUUCAGGAUUGGAAAAAUAGAUAUUUGUGCGGAUGAAACAGUGGCGUUUAUCAGAACCAUAAUAUCAACCAUAAAGUCCUAUCAUUCAGCAGCUAAAUACCCCCUAAAGACAUUUGGUAUUGGUGGCGAGGACACAGAUCCUGAGGCAUGGUAUAAUAAAUGUCUCUUACGUAACAAGUUAAACAAUGAAAAUAAUCCUUAUGUGUUUAGUAAACUUCAAUUUAACAUAAAGCUAUCAAACAUUUUCAUUGAACACAACAUUACUCUGAACGCUUAUGACAACCAGUUUUCGGCGUUUCCAACGAGAUGUAAAAACGCUUUGGAUUGCACGGACUGGUUUACACCUUAUAACCUUACGAAAUGGAUAAAAAACGACAAUUUUAAACUUUCAAUAACUCAUCGGGAUCCCAGAGUAAUGUUUAUGACGAGACAGCGAAUGAUGCGACCUAACGACACCACUGGAGUACACGAUAGAGAAACAAAGAUGAGAAUGUUCCAGAGAAAUGGAUACCCGUCAAUCAUCUCCUUGCAAGACGUACUUGACUUUUCUAUAAAAGAGGAACCAGGCCCGUACGUCCAGGGAGAGAUGCCAUUUGGCAGGUCACCGAUUCCACUUCAACAUGUUUUCAGCAUGUGGCCCGAGUCCUCGUGUUGCUCAAGAUAUGAGUGUUUUCCACAUACAAAUCCGAAUAGAUUAUAUUCUAACGUAAACGGCUUUCUACCGCCACUAUGUUUUGAGGAUCGCAAUGCGCCGGGACCUAUAGGUAAGUUUUUUCUUUUCUUCGAUAAUUCUACUAUCCCGGGUAAACAACUACAAGAAAAGGAUAUUACUAGGGUUUGGCCUAUAAUUAUGUUGUUGGAAUUGUCGAUGAAACCACAUAAUACAUUUACUCAUCCGGAAUACCUGAUUGUAUUAAUCCUAUACUUGAUUAGUUAG